AUGGACGACUCCGAGACACGCAGCAAUGCCGCUUCGGAUUCCUCGUCAGAGGACAGUGCUCCCGAAUCACAGCCCGAGUUGAUGAUCACGACCAGAGAAAGACGAAAGACAGCCGGUAACAGAUACAGCCAGGUCGUAGCACAAGAGCAAGCAGAUGAGGACAAGGAAGACGACGUUGCCUUGCUGUUUGCAGACGCAGAAGGUGAAGAUGAAGAAUACAACAGCGAUGAGGCCGACGAUGAGGCGGAUAUGUCCUCUUCGGAAGAUGACGAUCAGGGACCAAAUGCUGCGCCUGAUGAUAUGGAUGGUGAAACCGAGUUGCAGAAACAGGCCAAGAUGGAGCGGCAGAAAAAGCGAAAAGCCGACAUGGCUAUGACCACAAUGAGUGCCAUAAGGAAGAAGCCAAAGAUUGACCCUACCUCAUUACACAGAGCACCCGAUAAACCGAAAGCCUCGAAACGAAAAGAAAGAGUCUCCUGGCUGCCAGAUCAGAACGCUGCUUCUGGUCGUACGUCCCUCAGAAAACAGACUGUCGCACACCGAGAAGUCAUGCUGGAGCGUCUGAAGGAAAGUGAGGAACAGCGGUUGAAAUACAAAGCACAACGUGAGGAGAAAGAAAAAAUCAAGCAAGCUGAAGCACCUAAGGAGAUGACUCAAGCAGACCGGCUUGCCGAAGCCGAGAAGAACGAGAAAAGGAAUGCCAGGAGUCUGAAUCGAUGGGAAACCAUGGAGAAACAACGACUCGAAGAGCAAGCUGCUAAGCUGGCUGCUCUCAAAGGUCGUACUCUGCAAGGCCCGGUGAUCACGCUGCAUAGCUCAAGACACCAAUAUCAGGGGCUCAAGAUUGAGCGUACGAGUCCGGUUUCUGGUGGUAUAGAUGACGGUCAGCCGAAGAAGAGAGGUCCCAAACCGAAGAACCUGCUACAACAGACAACUGCGUUACCGUCAAGUCUGUCAGCCAUCGCUCCCUCAUCCUUCAUUGUGACCACUGGCAAUCCGGCACUUCAGUCAGGUACAACAACCAAAGAUCCUGCACAACCUGCUCCAGACAUGUGGCUGGCUGGUAUACACGAGUACGCAAGGCAGUCUGGCCCUGGAGAGACAACAAACCUCGAUUUACACGGCAAUGCCAAUUCGGGCGAUUACAGGGUGGCACAAUCACAAUCAGUCACGUCGGAGGAGCAGGUACCCAGCACCAAGCCAGCACCUGUAAUCCUCCCAUCUACUCAGGUCAGGACAAUAGUCCCAUCCCAGCCAAACUCAAAUAUAUCGAUCAAUCCAACGAGUCUUGUAGCAGGGCAGAUUGCUUCGAUGCCACCAGCAGAUCAUCCUUUGCCUCCUGACGCCCAAGUUGCGACAGCUGGCGUUCGCUCAGACGACACACAGAGACCACAAAUUCAUUCGACGCUCGCAGAACCUGCUUCACGGACCAUAUUGGUCGAGCCAGACAGUGAACCUACACUGCCACAACCUUCGCUGAUCGAGGUUACAUCCACACGCAAUUUAGUUGUGCUUGAAGGGUUCGAAGACUUGACUGCAGAAGCAAGACAAGCGUUCAAUAUGUUUUACACCUCCAAGAAGUCAGCUAGACCUGUCAAGCACAUCGCCGAGCUAUGUGCAAUUACUGGUUUGCCAGCCAGAUACCGCGAUCCAAAAUCAAGUGCGGCAUAUGCGAACGCUACUGCGUUCCAAAAACUCAGGGAGCUUCAAUGCCACAGUUAUCAAUGGAGUAGCAUGCUAGGAUGUUAUGUCGGUCGUGCUGGCCAGGUUGCAAAGGGUGUGCCCGAUGGCUUCUUAGGGAUGGUCGCAGCAGCAUCAGGUGGCGUGAUUUACCACUGA
This is a messenger RNA of Lithohypha guttulata, 1839 nucleotides long. RefSeq lists its product as uncharacterized. The transcript is spliced from 2 exons. Gene Ontology annotation, cellular component: nucleus. Lineage: Eukaryota; Fungi; Ascomycota; Eurotiomycetes; Chaetothyriales; Trichomeriaceae. The record is from RefSeq and is a predicted model, not a curated record. Gene Ontology annotation, biological process: regulation of DNA-templated transcription; chromatin remodeling. The coding region runs from base 1 to 1839 and encodes 612 amino acids. Gene Ontology annotation, molecular function: ATP-dependent H2AZ histone chaperone activity.